Messenger RNA from Trichophyton verrucosum HKI 0517, 3594 nucleotides. RefSeq lists its product as uncharacterized. Gene Ontology annotation, molecular function: histone binding. The record is from RefSeq and is a predicted model, not a curated record. The coding region runs from base 1 to 3594 and encodes 1197 amino acids. Gene Ontology annotation, cellular component: nucleus; condensed chromosome, centromeric region. The transcript has 5 exons. Gene Ontology annotation, biological process: mitotic cell cycle; meiotic chromosome condensation; mitotic chromosome condensation. Lineage: Eukaryota; Fungi; Ascomycota; Eurotiomycetes; Onygenales; Arthrodermataceae.
AUGAACGAACGGAUAGAUUUCGACCUCAACGAGGCGCUGAAAUACUACCUGAGCGACCCCGCCUCAGUCCCGACACCAGAGGCGGAUUCACAGUUGCUAGACUGCGAAUUGGAUCCGGAUUCCUUGAGCCUGCCGCUGAUCGAUGAGAUACUGAAUCCUAUUGUAGACGCUGUGGCCGAAGAUCCCUCAAAUCUCGCAAGAAACUCGUUCUUUGAUUCCCUGCAGCUUCUCUUGAAGCUUACACCUGUCCUUCCUCCAAAGGCGCUUAGCAAGAUCCUAGAUCUUGUUGUUUCCGGCCUCGCCUCGCUUGCCGAUAUUGCGCAUAAUGACCUCGAAGCCGAUGAGCCCGAGGCGCUGUCUGAGCAUAAGGACCUCUUGGAGCUGUACGCUUUUCUACUACAAUGGGCGUUAUCUUCCGUGGAAGCAAAGGCAGCCGAAAAACCUCCUACAACGGGACCGGGAAGACGAGGAGGUGGGAAGGCUGGACGAAAGCCCGCUAGGGAUGAGUCGUGGGAUUCGUCUGCACAGAUACAGAUUGCUAUGGAGGUUAUGUGCAAGGUGCUGAAGCUGAAGCUAUCAAAGCUCUUUGUUACAACCUCGGACCGGGAUACCUUUGUGAAUCUGUUUACUCGAUCCAUAUACCUGAUCCUGGAGAGCGAGCAGAGAGUCAAGAGCAUGUCAAUACGGAUGCACGCAUUCAAGGUGCUCUGUAUUGCAGUGAAGCAUCAUGGGCAUGCUUUUGUGGCUAACACUGUAUCAGGUGCCCAGACAUCUAUUGUACAGAGCCUUACAUAUUUUGAGCAUCUUUCGGACCCGAUGGCCGAAUUUUUGCAUAUCCUGGCGGAGCAGUAUGACUAUCCUCAGCUCGCUGACGAGAUUCUAAGGGAGGUUGGAAAUAAGGAGUUCAAUCCAAACGAUACUAAGGGCCCGAGAUCAGUGUCCGCUUUUAUUAUUAAGUUGUCUGAGCUUGCUCCUCGGCUUGUCAUCAAGCAAAUGACCCUCCUAGCCAAGCAGCUAGAUAGUGAACAACGUACAUUUACUGACAAUUGCCAGGCUUAUACCCUCCGCUGCGCCGUCAUCGAAGUAUGCGGAAAUCUGAUAUCUGACCUGAGUAAGCAGGAAGAACGAAGUGAAAACUUCCAAACACAGAUAAAUUCCUUCUUUGAUGUGCUGGAGGAACGCUUCCUUGACAUGAACCCCUACUGCCGCAGCCGUGUGAUACAGGUGUACAUGAAGAUUUGCGACCUCGACCAGAAGUUUCCCAAAAGACGGCAGACAGCAGCCAAGCUUGCAGCUCGAAGCUUGGAAGAUAAGAGCAGCAAUGUCCGAAGGAAUGCUAUAAAACUUCUGGGCAAGCUGGUGUCAACACACCCUUUCAGUGUUAUGCAUGGAGGCCAGCUGUCGUACAAAGAUUGGGAUGCUCGUUUACAGGCAGUAGAGGAGGAACUCAACGCCUUGAAGCCACCACCAGAGACACCUGGAUUGGCAGAGAUGGGGAUUGAGAGCGCCCAGAUCGACAGCGAGCUUCUGGACGAUGCAACCCAGGUCCCAGACGACUCCCCUUCGAAGGCUCCAAAAAUGACUGAAGAAGAAAAAGCGGCAGCGGUUCAGAAAGCAGCAGAGGAAGCAGCAACAUCAGAGAUGCUGGCACGGCUGCAGCUAACCCGGAAAUACUACCUCGAGGCCAUUCAGUUUAUCGAGGUGUUGCACAGUGCGUCCGAGACCGUCCUGCAACUGCUGUCGUCUCGGAAUAAGAGCGAGGUGAUUGAGGCUAUGGACUUUUUUGUGAUGCUAGAUGCGUACAAAGUGGAAACCUCGCGAGCUGGGAUACGCAGGAUGCUACGGCUGAUUUGGAUGAAGGGUAACAGCGACGAAGGCAAGGGCGUUCAGAACCAUCUAAUCGAUUGCUACAAGGGACUGUUCUUUGAUGCGCCGGAUGCAUUCAGUCCGAAUGACACGGCCAACUACAUCGCCCGAAACAUGAUAAGUCUGACGUUUGGGGCGACGCCGGCAGAGCUCACCUCGCUCGAGCAGCUGCUCAGCACAAUGGUGAAGGCAGGGCACAUCUCAGAGCUGGUGAUCGGCAAGCUAUGGCAGGUGUAUGGGGUACAGAAGAAGGAAAUAUCAAGAACACAGCGAAGGGGGGCCAUUAUCGUGCUGGGGAUGCUUGCGCUUGCCGACCCGGAGAUUGCAGUCAAGGAGAUCGAGAUUAUGCUCCGGAUAGGGCUGGGCAGCCUGGGACGGGCUGAUCUUGUCCUUGCCAAAUACACAUGUAUUGCCCUAAAGCGGAUCAAGCCUGGACGGCAAGCCAUUGCAAAGGAUGGGGCACACCCAAAACUGGCAAACGACCACCCGGUGUUGAUCAAGCUGGCUGCGAUGAUGGAGAUUGUGUCUGACAGCAAGGAGUGGUAUGGGGUGGCAGAGCAAGCCAUAAGCGCGAUAUACACGCUAGCAAAACAUCCUGAUGUGCUGUGCUCGGAUAUACUACGGCGCAAGACCCGGGCCGUCUUCCGGGCGAACAAUAAUGCCCAGCAAAGGAUGAUGCUGGACAGCGAUGGAGACCGUCCGUCAUCAUCAUCGGCAUCCUCGGCAUCGGCAGAGACUGCAGUGACUGCAGCCACGACUCUGGCGGAAGACAACAACGCGGCUAGACAAAAGGCUAGUGUUAACGGGCUUUCGCAGCUGCUGAUUAUUGUUGGCCACAUCGCGAUCAAGCAGAUUGUGCAUCUGGAGCUAUGCGAGCUUGACUUUAAGCGCAGGAAGGCCGAACAAGAAAAGGAGAAGGCGGCCAACACAGCUCAGGAGAAAGAUGACGCAGCCGGAGCAGGAGCAGCAGCAGGGGGCCCAGCAGGAGGAGCAGCAGCCGAGGACAACGAGCUGGACCUGAUCGGGGGUACGACAGAGGACGACUUCACUGAGGCGAUGGCACAUAUCCGGGAGCGAGAGCUGCUGUACGGGGAGAACUCGCUGCUGACGCACUUUGGCCCGCUGGUGACGGAGAUAUGUUCAAACAACACGGCGUACCCGGACCAGAACCUGCAGGCGACGGCGACGCUGUGCAUGGCGAAGCUGAUGUGCGUGUCAGCAGAGUACUGCGAGAGCAACCUGCCGCUGCUGAUCACGAUAAUGGAGCGGUCUGACGACCCGAUCGUGCGGAGCAACGCGGUGAUUGCGCUGGGCGACAUGGCCGUGUGCUUCAACCAUUUGAUCGAUGAGAAUACAGACUUUUUGUACCGACGACUGAACGACGACGAUGUUUCGGUGAAGCGGACGUGUCUGAUGACGCUUACCUUUUUGAUACUGGCGGGCCAGAUCAAGGUGAAGGGCCAGCUGGGAGAGAUGGCGAAGUGCCUGGAGGACGAGGACAAGAAGAUAGCGGAUCUGGCGCGGAUGUUCUUUACGGAGCUGUCGACGAAGGACAAUGCGGUGUACAACCACUUUGUGGACAUGUUUAGUCUGCUGAGCACGGAGAAGUCGCUGGAGGAGGAGUCUUUGCGGCGGAUCAUCAAGUUCCUCGCCGGUUUCGUCGAGAAGGUAUUUUUCUAUUCUUAUUCUUUUGUCUGGAAAUAUAAAAUAUAUACUAAUAAGGUCUAG